GAGAUGUGUUGUAUGUGAUGGGCCGCAGGGGUGUCGGCGCAAGUGUGGGUAGUGGGUAGGCAGUCACCUCCGUGGUUGACUUCGCUCGUAGCAGUGCGAGCACCGCUCUUCCAUGUGCCUCUGAGGGUGCGGACAUCGCUUUCCGCGCGCGUGCGAGCAAAUUUGUGCACCGGACACCGCGGGAAGGCCCGAAAAAGUGAUCGUGCCAAUCACGGCGCCGGCAGGCUACAGCGCACCGCCACAAUGACGGAAUAUAAACUAGUUGUCGUCGGUGCCGGUGGUGUGGGAAAGAGUGCCUUGACAAUCCAGCUCAUACAGAACCACUUUGUGGAUGAAUAUGACCCAACAAUAGAGGACUCCUACCGGAAGCAGGUGGUGAUCGAUGGAGAAACAUGCCUGUUAGACAUCCUCGACACUGCAGGUCAAGAGGAGUACAGUGCCAUGAGGGACCAGUACAUGCGGACAGGCGAAGGCUUCCUGCUGGUCUUUGCAGUGAACAAUGGCAAGUCGUUCGAGGACAUCAGCAUGUACAGGGAACAGAUCAAGAGGGUUAAAGAUGCGGAUGACGUGCCCAUGGUCUUGGUGGGCAACAAGUGUGACCUGCCAACACGGGCAGUCGACAUGAAGCAAGCAGGAGAAGUUGCACGGAAUUAUGCGAUCCCAUUCAUCGAAACAAGUGCCAAGACCAGAAUGGGAGUCGACGAUGCCUUCUACACGCUUGUUCGUGAAAUUCGCAAAGACCGCGAGUGGAAAGGCAAGGACAAAAAGAGGCAUCGCAAGGAGGGUCGCAAGAAGCGCUGCUUCAUCUUAUAGGACAGGUGGGUGCGUAGCUACCGAGGACAUCGUCAGGACCGUUGUUGCCAUGCCAGCAGGAGGCGAUGGCUUGUUGCAGGAUGCAAACUGUUAUUAAUGUGCAAGGGACGCCUUUGGAUCGCCAGCUUGCAGCAGUCUGGCCACGAUGUGUGCUCUGCCGUGUGUUUCAUGGCGACCCUGUUCUAAUUACGUGUUGUCCACUUUAUGGGCGGUCUAGUAAUUUGAAUGUCUUCAUUCACCAUGUUCAGUUGUACGUUGCCUGCCUCUUGUUAUUAUACCCCUCCUAAUGUGUCCCACCUUUGGAGUCAUGUUUUUGUGGGUUUUUUUUUAUCUUCUCACCUGCCAGAGUACCUCUUUGUGGUGGGUUUCUUAUGUAUCCGGGUUGGUCGCACACCGUUUGGCUGGGGGGCGGGUGAUGUGAUGUUGGCCCUCGUGAUGCAAAGCCCUGCGCCUAGUGCUUCCCAGGUGAUGCCAAGCGACCAACUUCUGGAGUAUGUGCGCUCUGGCCCAUGUAACUGUGACUGUUUGGUCUUGAUUCAUUUUGGUACUUCCCAUAGUGUUUUGUCCAGUAAUGUAGCCAAUCGUUUGUUUGUUACAUUUCCUGCCAAGGUGUGAAGCUGUUGCUCUUGUGGAGCUAAUCAUUCUUGGUGCAAAGCAAAUCGUUGUAUAGCUUGUCUAAGCUUUUUCUUUGAUUCUUUGUCCACACGGUUGCUGCAGUAGCUUUUCAGUCAUGCCUUUUGGUGUAUAAAUGAAAAGGAUGCAUUGGAGUUGCAUGAUGAUUGUCAAUGUUGGUAAGACUCAACAAGCCAAAGCAUGUGAGGGAAGCGAUGCCAACAACUCUCCCGCUUAGUUUGUAUGCUAGUGUCACAAGGCUUUGAAUUUACUGCCCCUCUCUUCAUUGCUGUUGUGCGUCAAUGGCACAGCAAGUAUGGGUUCAUGACAUUUAAAUGUGGCUGUGACACUGUGGUUGUUUCAUGCCAUUGCAUUCGAGUCAUUCAGCACAAGCCUCACUUGUAUAAACUGUUUUUUAACACUA
Molecule: messenger RNA, 1849 nt
Organism: Rhipicephalus sanguineus (brown dog tick)
Lineage: Eukaryota; Metazoa; Arthropoda; Arachnida; Ixodida; Ixodidae
Gene: Ras85D
Product: GTPase HRas
Exons: 9
Coding region: 244-813 (189 amino acids)
Biological process (GO): Ras protein signal transduction; epidermal growth factor receptor signaling pathway
Cellular component (GO): plasma membrane
Molecular function (GO): GTPase activity; GTP binding; GDP binding
Source: RefSeq, a predicted model, not a curated record